ACAUAUUGGUUUCUCGGUUCGGUUCGGUUUUAAUCCGAACCAUUCGGGUUUGAAAAAUCUUCAACCGAAUGGUUUAAAAUAAACUUUGGUUCGGUUUGAAUCGGUUUCGGUUCGGUUGGUUCGGUUUAACUCGGUUCGGUUCGGUUCGGAUUUUUUGCUCACCCCUAUUAUAGAGAAAGGAUGCGUGUGGUUAAAAAAAAAUACGUGUUAAUAAUUUUUAAAUGAGAAAAACUGCCGAAAUCAGAGGACCGUUGGGUACUUUACAUUUAAAUUUGAAAUAAAUAAAGACAAAAAUCUGGGCCAAUUUUUAAAAACAAAACAGAAGCUUUUCUAGAUUUGAGAUUCCUCAUCGUCGGUCGGAGAAAAUCAAUGGCAUCAUCAUCUUCGAGCACCACGACGACGACGACAGCUACGGUCUCCACGGAAGAAGACUCCGAGAGGAGAGACAGUAGUAAUUGCUACUUCCCAGACUGUCGCAAAGACGCGAACUGCAGCUGCGAGAUUUGUCUCGACAGUCUCAACGCGACGCUCGAUCUCAUGCCUUUGAGCGUGCAGAGAAGCUCCCUCACCAAGCUCUCUUACGCAUCUUCCACUUUCAAACCCACCGUUGAGUCCACUCCGACGUCGUUUGACCCGGAUGUAGUAGUCACCACGCCCGCUUCUGUUUCUCGCCCUAUCUCGAGGGUUAUCUCUCAGCCGAAGAAGAAAGUAGCGAAGAAGCCAAAAGAGAACGAAGAGCCGACGAAGAAGAAGAUCGAGAAGAAGAGAAAGACAUUGACUUUCGUUGUUAUGAGAGCGGUUUUGGUGAUUGGUUUGGUUCUGUGUUUGGAGUUAGAGUUUGGUUGGGUGGUUAAAGGGGUUUUGAAACCUGAGUUCACGGAGGAGAUAGUGAGAGUCUCUGGGGAGAGAUCUCAGGCUGCUAAUGAUCUGGGCGCGAAGGUGCGAAUCUCGGAAGAUGAGUUAAAGGGUUUUGCUAAAAAUGGAAAGUUUUCUAGCUGCGUAGAUUCCGAUUCCAGAUGGAGAUUCAAUCAGUGUGUUCUGUACAAGUCCGUUAUUGAAGAGGUGAGUAUAUGGGGAUGGCCUUUGCAGACGGCUGGACUGUUCAGUACCGGGUUCUCCUCUGGUUCGUUCACCGUCUUGUCAGGCCGUGUAACUGAGUGGCCAGAAGGGAAGUUUGGUUACUCGAUACAUGAGGCCAACACUUCGUGGAGGAGAACAAAAUGGAGCACAUCGGUUCUGCAACUAGAUCCCAACACAUGGGUUCUUGAGUACAGGCUGAUGGAGAGUUCGAGUUUGUUGUCAAUGGCAGUUGAUCUCCUGACACGCGUGAUGGUCCAAGCGGCAAAGAAUGUAAACCGGGAGCUUUUCUGGAUGUUUUCAGCCUCGGGGAGAUUGUAUAGUGAAGUGGUAUCAGAGGCUAGAACGACAAUGACACCAACUUAGCAAUCGUUUUGUUGGUUCUUCCUUUCAAAGCAUUGACAUCUUGUCGUCCUAGAUUGUAAUAGUAUAGUCAUGAAUAACAAGUGCUUAAUUAUUAUGUAGAAGUUGUUUUAAAUAGAGCCGUAAACUGGGCGAGCCCAUGUCUAUUAGCCCAUAUCCAUUUGUCCAUUUAUUGUUUGCGGACAUAAAGUGACCAUGUCCAUUAAGAACCAU
Messenger RNA from Brassica napus (rape), 1653 nucleotides. RefSeq lists its product as uncharacterized. The record is from RefSeq and is a predicted model, not a curated record. Lineage: Eukaryota; Viridiplantae; Streptophyta; Magnoliopsida; Brassicales; Brassicaceae. The coding region runs from base 370 to 1443 and encodes 357 amino acids. Gene Ontology annotation, cellular component: endoplasmic reticulum. The transcript has 3 exons.